AACAAAAAAAAAGAGGACCACCAGUCUCGAAGAACACAAGCGAGUUACAUUUCUCCUUUUUAGAAUACAUUCAUUGAUAAUGAGAAUGGAUCAAAUACUAACCAUGUUAACACAUAGUAAGCUACCAGCCCGAGUAGAAAAAGUACUCGGCCACUCACGAGUGCUUUUACAUCCCUCCGACCCACAGAUAAAAUUUUCUGGGGAAGAGGAAAAAAAAAAAAGAGGGAUGAGAGACUCCCAUCUUUUGGGUAGGUAUGACUUUCUCCUUGGCCUCAUCCUUACCUUUCUUGCGGUUGGCGGCGCCGGCCCCACUGUUCUCUUCGGGAAUGUUGACAGUCCACACAUGUAGGGAGUGAGGUUGAAGACGAUGGAAGGGGGGAGGUGAGAGAAAAAAAAAUGACUUCACCGCCAUGGCUGGACUGCCCCCUUUUUUUUCCCCCCUCAGCCUCUCUCUGUCUCCCAACUUUUUAUUCCUGCCUCCUCCCUCCUCCUAAAUGAUUCUGUAAGAGAGUGAAGGGGCAUUCAGAGCGCGCAGCGUCACAUAGGAGAGGGUCGGAACGCUGGGACUGAGGGGAAGCGUCUCCAAAAAGGAUGGCCUUCGUGGACAGGUUGCUUUAGAGUUUCGGGAGAAAAGAAAGGGGGCAUGAGGUUUUUCUCUGCGGGGGACACGCCAAGGAAGCACUGGAUUGAGGAAGAAGCGAUGCUUUUCAGGAACGUCGCACUGACCUUCGAGGACGCAAAUUCCGCCGCUUUGAAAUUCCGGCCAAGAAAUGUGGAAGGAUUAGGACGCAUUGAUCUUCCGUAAGUCCUCCUUGACCUGCGCAGAAACCUUCCUCGGUGCUCCUCACUAUGUGGUGGCAAAGGUCCACGCUGUCAUGGUGGACCGGUUGCUUCCUCGUCCUUUGCGUCCUGGCUGUAUGGACGGCGGGCCAAGUGCAGCCGCGCUCCUCGCGCCAAAUGGCGUCUUCGUCGUGGGCCGGCAACCUUUCGGAGAGCGCCGAGAGGAAAGUGGCGCGCCUCGGCGUGGCGUUCAAGCGCAACGUCCGCCAGCUCCGUGACAAGAGCGCCUGCUUGGACCUUGUCUUCCUGGUGGACGAGUCGUCCAGCGUGGGUGCCGGAAACUUUGGCAGCGAGCUGCGCUUCGUGCGCAAGAUGCUCUCCGACUUCCCGGUGACGGCGGAGAACACGCGGGUGGCCCUCGUCACCUUCUCGUCUAAGACCCACGUGGUGACGCGGGUGGACCACAUCACGGCCCCCAAGCCGCACCAGAACAAGUGCUCCCUUUUCAACAAGGAGAUCCCAGCUAUCAAUUAUCGAGGAGGGGGAACUUACACCAAAGGAGCCUUCCAGCGGGCUGCGCAAAUCCUGCGCCAUUCCCGUACAAACGCUAGCAAGGUCAUCUUCCUGAUCACCGACGGCUACUCCAAUGGCGGCGAUCCUCGCCCCGUGGCGGCGGCUCUGAGGGAGCGCGGCGUGGAAAUUUUCACCCUGGGCAUCUGGCAGGGCAACAUCCGAGAACUGCACGACAUGGCCUCUCACCCCAAGGACCAGCACUGCUAUCUGCUGCACAACUUUGCCGAAUUCGAAGCGCUGGCUCGCCGGGCGCUGCAUGAAGAUCUCCCUACGGGCAGCUACAUUCAGGAGGAUCUGUCCCGAUGCUCAUCCUUGUGCGAGGCCGGUCGCGACUGCUGCGACGUGAUGGCCAGCUGCAAGUGCGGAACGCACACCGGCCGCUAUGACUGCAUCUGCGAGAAGGGAUACUACGGCAAGGGUCUGCAGCACGAGUGCACGGCAUGCCCACCCGGGACCUACAAACCGGAGGGAACACCCGGCGGUUCCAGCACCUGCCUGCCAUGCCCGGACCAACAGCACACCUCCCGGCCCGGCAGCACCUCACUAAGCGACUGCAUCUGCAAACCGGGCUACCAGCGAGUGGACUUGAGCUGCCAGGUGGUCCACUGCCCUUCACUGUCUCCCCCGCAAAACGGCUUCUUCAUCCAGAACGUAUGCAACAACCACUACGACGCGGCCUGCGGCGUCAAAUGCCAGCCGGGAUUCGACCUCCAUGGUACGGGCAUCCGGCUGUGCCAGGCGGACGGCACCUGGUCGGGCUCGCCCGCUACCUGUAGACCACGCUCCUGCCCGCCCCUCGCCAAGCCCCCGCACGGCACACUCAAGUGUAGCAACGGUGGCGCCUCCCUCAGGGCGGAGUGCCAGGUGGACUGCAACCGAGGUCACCGAGUGGAAGGGGAUCCCAGGAUCACCUGCCUGGCCAAUUCCCAGUGGAGUGGACCCCUACCUCGGUGUGUGGAGGCGCGCUGUCCCCCGAUUGGGCCCCUGAACAACAUCUUGGUGUCGCCCCCCGCCUGCACGAAAAGGCUGGCAUCCCCAGGCUCCGCCUGCAUGCUCACCUGUCGGCAAGGAUAUAAUCUCCACGGAAACAGAAAGGCGGUAUGUCUCGGCUCAGGCAACUGGACCGCCAAUGUCCAUCGGGCGGUGUGCAAAGAUGUCGAGCCGCCGUGGGUCGAGUGUCCGGAGAGUAUCAUCGCGGCGACGGAUGACCGACGCAGCACUGCUCACGUGGUCUGGAACGCUCCGGUCGUCCUCGACAACUCCAAAGAGGAGGUGGCAGUGCAGGUGAAACCGGUGUACACACCGCCGCAACUGCUCCCCAUCGGAACGGAGACCAUCACCUACAUUGCGGCAGAUCGCUCCGGCAACCAGGCCAACUGUUCUUUCACAGUCACUGUCAUUGAUACGGAGCCCCCGGUGAUUGACAAGUGCAGGUCCCCGCCCACGGUCCAGGCCACGGACGCGGAGACAGCGGUGGUUUGGGAGGAGCCGCAGUUUUCCGAUAACUCAGGUGGUCGUCUGUCGGUGACCAGCAGCCAUUCUCCAGGUUCGCUCUUCCCCGUCGGAGAAACCUUGGUCCAGUACACUGCCACUGACGCGGCGGGAAACAGCCGCACUUGCAUCCUCACCAUCACAGUGCGAGGCACGACCUGUGAGCAACCGUAUGUCCCGAUGAACGGAGAGUUCAUCUGCCUGGACGAAGAGACGGGCGUCAACUGUACGCUGCAGUGUAAGCAGGGCUACAGUUUCACUCAGGACGCAGUGCACAGCUACUUCUGCGCCCACAACGGGCUGUGGGAGCCUCCCUACUCCCCGGACAGACCCGACUGCUCGGUAAACCGAGUGGCUAACAAUGGGCUGAAGCCAUUCGAGAUGCUGUUUAAAGCCUCGCGCUGCGACGACAUGGACUUGGUCAAGUCAUUCACAGGGGAGUUGAAAUCUCAUCUGAGACGCAUGCUCCCACACAUUUGUAGCGGUGACGAUGUCACCUGCAAACUGGAGGUGAUGCCACAAGGCAACUGUCUGGAGUACAACUACGACUAUGAGAACGGAUUCGCCAUCGUACCAGGCGGUUGGGGGCCUCAGGGAGCGCAGGACUACACCUACUCGGAGUCCGGCUUUGCCACAGGCGCCCGCCCGCUCUCCGGGAAACCGCAAAGUCGCCAUCGCAGCAAGAGGCACAGAAAGAUCCGGGGCCCCACCCGGGACCAGAAAAUCCAGAUCUUUUUCAACAUCACGGCAAGCGUCCCUCUCCCGCUGUCGCGGAACGACUCCAUCGAGGCGGCCAAUCAGAGGAGGCUCCUGCGAACCCUGGAGCUGCUGACCAACCGGCUGAAACGGACGCUGGCCAGGCAGCCGCUGUCCAGUUUCCACGUGUCCUCGGAGAUGAUCGUUGCGGACGCCAAGUCGCUGGAGAGCAGGAAGGCUUCGCUCUUCUGCAGACCCGGCUCGGUGCUCAAAGGAAGGAUGUGCGUGCAAUGUCCGGUGGGAACUUAUUUCUCUCUGGAAUAUCAUGAAUGCGAAAGCUGCUGGAUCGGUUCCUACCAGGACCAGGAGGGUCAGCUGGAGUGUAAAUCCUGCCCCGGGGGCACGUCCACUGCCUACCUGCACUCUCGCAAUGUGGCCGAGUGCAAAGGGCAGUGCAAGCCUGGCAGUCACUCUCUGAAUGGGCUGGAGAUAUGUGAAUCCUGCCCUCUGGGUCACUUCCAACCCGGUUACGGCGCCAGGGACUGUCUGGUCUGUCCUGACGAGACGUCCACUGUCACCCGGGGAGCAGUGCACGAGAUGGAGUGUGGAGUUCCAUGUUCAUCAGGUCAUUUCUCCCGCACCGGUCUGGUUCCCUGCUACCCUUGCCCCAGAGAUUACUACCAGCCGGAUCACGGGCGCUCUUAUUGCCUGUCCUGCCCCUUCUACGGAACCACCACGGUUACCGGGGCAACCACCAUCCAGCAUUGCUCCAGCUUUGGCUCCAGCUUCUUGCCCAAAGAGGAGAGUGUGACUGCCGCUCCACAGGUGGAGGUCAUCGAGGACUACCAAGCCAGCAGCCAGGUUUUCCACGAGUGUUUCCUGAAUCCCUGUCAGAAUAAAGGGACAUGUGAAGAGGUCGGCGCUGGCUACGUGUGCACGUGCAUGCCUGGAUUCACAGGUGCCAAGUGUGAGGUCGACGUCGAUGAGUGUGACUCGGCUCCAUGCCAGAACGGAGGCCUUUGUAAGGACGGCAUGGGAGAAUUCCAGUGUCAGUGCAAGGCGGGAUUUUUAGGCUCUUUGUGUGAAGCGGAGGUGAACGAAUGUCUCUCAUCCCCCUGCCUGAAUGAAGGCGUGUGCGUGGAUGAAGUCAACAGAUUCACGUGCAGUUGUGCCGGGGGCUUCACAGGACCUCGCUGUGAACUGGAAAUCAACGAGUGUCUGUCGGACCCAUGUGAGAACGGCGGCGUGUGUGAGGAUUUGACGGGCGGUUACGCUUGCAACUGCGCCGUCGGCUUCUCGGGGGACCGCUGCGAGGUCAACGUUGACGAAUGUAGCAGCGCCCCCUGUCUUAACGGCGCCACCUGUCUGGAUGGGGUGAAUGAUUUCAGGUGCGAGUGUGUGGAGGGUUACAGUGGUCCACUUUGCGAGGUGGAUGUGGACGAGUGUGACCCCAACCCCUGUGUGAACGGGGCCAGCUGCCUCGAUGGUCUCGGGUCCUACACUUGCCGCUGCCUCCCUGGGUUCAACGGAACCAGGUGUGAGACAGAAAUGUCUCCCGCCUUCAACCUAGACUUUGAGAUGUCGGGUAUCCAUGGCUACGUACUGAUGGAUGGAGUGAUGCCGGCACUUUCGGAGAUCACGUGCACCUUCUGGAUGAAGUCAUCAGACACCACCAAUUAUGGCACGCCCAUCUCCUACGCCGUCGAGGACAGCGAUAACGCCUUUCUUCUCAUAGACUACAACGGGUGGGUGCUGUACGUGAACGGGAAGGAACGAAUAACCGACUGCCCGGCAGUUAACACCGGCAGCUGGUACCAUAUCGGGGUCUCCUGGAGGAGCUGGGAUGGCGACUGGAGGAUCUACAUCAACGGCAAGCCCUCAGAUGGAGGCAAAGGCCUGUCAGUUGGCAACAGUAUCCCAGGUGGAGGGGCACUGGUCUUGGGUCAGGACCAAGACCAGAGAGGUGAAGGCUUCAACCCAGUGGAAUCCUUUGUUGGCUCCAUCAGCCAGCUCAACAUCUGGGAUCGCGUCCUGACACCCCAACAGAUUAAGGUCCUCGCGAGCAGCUGCUCCGCCUCCCACGUCACUCACAGAGGGAACGUCCUCGCCUGGCCAGACUUUCUCAAUGGAGGUCUGGGCCGCGUCAAAGUCAACCUCAGCAGCAUCUUCUGCGCUGACUGCCCACCGUUGGAGAACGCUGCGCCCCACCUACACGCCUCCACGGUGGAGGUGAGUCCCGGCGCCCUGGUUCAGCUCUCGUGUGAUCCCGGCUUUUACCUGGUGGGGGAGCCAGUUCUGCAGUGCCAAAAUCAAGGAGAGUGGAGCCACCCUCUUCCCAGCUGUGAACGAGUCUCCUGCGGGCCCCCUCAACUCCCCGAGAACGGACAGUUUCAGGGGGACGACUUCCACGCCGGCGGCUCGGUUGUCUACCAGUGCAAGCCCGGCUUCUACCUGCUGGGAGACGCCAAGGUGCACUGCUCCAACAGCGGCAAGUGGGGAGGAAAUCCGCCGGCUUGUCUCGAUGUGGACGAAUGCGCCCUGGGAUCGGACUGCGACAGUCACGCGAGCUGUCAGAACACUGACGGCUCUUACACGUGCUCCUGCAUCCACCCGUACAGUGGCGAUGGCAAGAAUUGUACAGAACCCAUCAAGUGCGAGCCACCGGGAGAGCCUGACUUUGGCCACAGAGACGGCACCAACUUCCUGAUGGGCAGUCAAGUGGCCUUCCGCUGUGAGAACGGCUACGAAUUAAUCGGAGCGGCUCAACUGCAGUGCCUGGAGACGGGAAGAUGGGACGGCCCUGUUCCCCACUGCAGAGCCCAAUCUUGCCCCCCGCCAUCUGUUCCAGAGAAUUCUCUCAUGACAGGAAGCAACUUCACCUAUGGAAGCAAGGUGACUUUCAGCUGUAUGAAAGGUUUCCUUCCUCAAAUCCCCUACGAGUUCCAGUGUAUUUCUAGUCUGAGGUGGAGCGGGACACCACUUGUAUGCCAUCCGGUGUCCUGCGGGGGACCGCCGAUUGUCGGGAACGCCUACUACACCCUUACCACAAACACGUACAAGUCGACUGUCUCGUACUCCUGCGCGGAAGGGUUCAGACCACAGGGCCCCAUAGAAGUGGUUUGUGAAGAGACGGGGGAGUGGAGCCGGCCCUAUCCUCGCUGUGUCAGCGUCCUGUGUGGCGACCCCCCAACCAUGAGAGACGCCGUGACUCGAGGAGAGAACUAUGAGCUGGGGAAUAAGGUGCACUAUGUCUGCAAAGAAGGCUACACUAUGAUUGGCUCGGAGACCAGGGAGUGCCUGUCAAGCGGCCAGUGGAGCGACAGCUCGGCCCAGUGCGUGCCACGCUCUUGCGGACCGCCGCCCGCCAUCGACCACGCCGAGCCCUACGAGAGCCACCAGCUUUUCGGCGACACCGCCAAUUACUACUGCACCGAUGGCUACACCGCGGGAAACAACUCCAAGAUGGUGUGCAACGCUGAGGGCGCGUGGGCGCCCCCCGAUGGAGAGGAGCCCCCUCGCUGCAUCGCCAACUUCUGCUUACGUCCGCCGGAACUCCCCCACGCUAUUUUGGACUCCCUCGGCAAAGCCAAAUACACGAGCGACUCUGAAGUCAGCUACAAGUGCGAGGAGGGCUUUGUGCUAAACACCACGGCGACACUGCGGUGCCUCCUGGGAGGGGAGUGGGACCCUCGACCGUUCGAUAUCAGCUGCGUGCCCGUGAGGUGCUCCAAACCGGACGGCAUCGAUCGGGGCUACGUGAGCGGAAGCGAUUACAAUUUCGGAGCCGUCGUGGCGUACAGCUGCGAUAAGGGCUUCCUGAUCCGAGGGGAGAAGAGGCGCACCUGCAAAGCCAACGGAGAGUGGGGCGGAGUUUUGCCCACCUGCGUUCCUGUGUCCUGUUCCUCACCACCGCUACUCAAAAAUGGCUACAUCCAGGUCCGAGGCCGAUUCACCUUCAACAGCAAAGUCAUCUACGCCUGCAACGCCGGCUACAGACUGCUGGGCCGUCCGGAACGAGUUUGCCAGGCCAACCGCCAGUGGUCCGACAACGAUCCGCCCGCCUGCGUACUUUUGACCUGCGACCCCCCUCCCAAAGUUGCGCACGGACAAUACAGGGGCUCGGACUACCAGGUGGGUCGGAAAGUGGAGUACUUCUGCGACGAGGGCUACGAGCUCGUGGGCGACGCCAUCUGGACCUGCCUCAAGUACGGCCGCUGGGACAAGACGAGGCGUCCGCGCUGCUCGCCCGUGCAGUGUCCGGAGCCGCAGCUGGAGGAGAACCACCUGGUUCUGAAAGGCCUGGACUUUGAAACGGGUACUGUGGAAUUAUCCUGCGAGGCCGGCUACGUCCUCGAGGGGCCGCAGAUCCUCCGCUGUUUGGCCUCCCAGGAGUGGAACGGCACCUUUCCGGUGUGCAAGCGGGUGCUUUGCGGGCCUCCGCCCGACGUGUCGUUCGGCGGUCCUUCCUCAGCUUCCGCCCCUUUUCCCUUCAAUUCUGCGGUGACCUACAAAUGCGUGGACGGCUUCACGCUGCGAAAAGAAGACUCGGUGUCCUGUCUGUCCAGCGGGAAGUGGAGUCAUCCGUACCCAGAAUGCAUUCCUGUCGAAUGUCCUCAGCCCGUGGAGAUUUCCAACGGCAUCGUUGACGUUCAGGGUCUGAUGUACCUCAGCAAGGCGCUCUACAGCUGCAAGACCGGAUACCAGUUGGUGGGGAACGCCACCGUUCUGUGCGGGGAGAAGGGACUUUGGAUCGGAGGGGUGCCUUCUUGCCGGCCAGUGGAAUGCUCGCCGCCCAAAGAGAUCGCCAACGGAAAAGCGGCUUUCACCAAACUCCAGUUCGGUCACGGCGUCACCUACUCUUGCCGCCGCGGUUACCGCCUUCAAGGCCCCGAGACUCUCAAGUGCCUGGCGAGUGGAGAAUGGAGUGCCGAACCAUCUGUUUGCGAGCAGAUAUCCUGCAGCCCUCCCCAGCCCAUUGAAAACGGUUUCGUAGAGGGCCAGGAUCACGGUUUCGGGGUCACCAUAUUCUACAGCUGUUUCCCCGGCUUCCAGCUCAUUGGCCAGGACCACCUCACAUGCGAGGAGUUUGGCUGGUCGAGUGCCGUUCCCAUCUGCGUGCCCUCCGACUGCGGCCUGCCUCCUCACAUUGACUUUGGGGACUACGUGAGGGCCACGGAGUCGGGCGGAGGCUCCCCGAGAGACCUGAGCUUCCUCCACGGGACGACCAUCGAGUACCGCUGUCACAAAGGUUACGACCUCACCGCCCCCACCAGGUUGGCGUGUCAGGACGACGGAAGCUGGAACGGGACGGCGCCCUCCUGCGUCCCGGCCGAGUGCGUGACGCCCCCGAGCCCCGAGCACGGCCGCGUGAACGUCACGGACACGUCCCGGGGCAGCACGGUCACCUACACCUGCGAGGAAGGCUACGAGCUGGAGGGCGAACCGGUGAGGCAGUGCUUGUCGGGGCAACUGUGGACCGACGACCCCCCCGCCUGUCGUCCCGUUUCCUGCGGGGACCCCGGGCCUGUGGCGAAUGGCACAGCCGGCGGAGGUGCCUUUGUUUACGCUCAAGUCCUACACUAUACGUGCAAUCCCGGCUUUGUCCUCAAGGGGGCCGACAGUAUUACUUGUCAGGCCGAUGGGAAAUGGACCGCACCGAAACCUCGCUGUGAGUCGGUGUCUUGCGGCCCUCCCGCCCUCCCCAGUGGUAUCACUUUCAAAGGCCGAGACUUUGUCUACAAUGAGGAGAUUGAACUCACGUGCGAGCCCGGUUUCCUCCUUCAAGGCAAGUCGGUCAGUGUUUGUCAGGCCGAUGGCACCUGGAGUCACGAGGCUCCCACCUGCGUCGCCGCCCACUGCGAGAAGCCCUCGCCGAUACCUCACGGGCGAAUACUGGGCUCGGAUUUUGGCUUCGACGGCGAGGUGACGUAUGAAUGUGAAGAAGGAUACGCUAUAAGCGGCGACCCCACGCGUCGGUGUCAGUCCGACGGGCGCUGGGACAAACCGGCGCCGCACUGCCAAACGGUCGGCUGCGAUCCGCCCGAGGACAUCAGCCACGGCUUUCUCAACGGCUCCACUUUCAACCGCGACGACGUCGUGGAGUACGUCUGCUUUGAAGGUUACGUGGUCGUCGGGGACCCCGUCCUGCGCUGCUCGCCCCAAGGCUUCUGGAUCGGCACCGUGCCCCGGUGUCAACCCUGCGUCUGCGCCCUCCCGCUUUUGAAAUUCGGCGUCGUGCUGGGACAGGAGCGCGCCUGCGGCGACCGAGUUCACUUCCGCUGCGACGACGGCUACAGGCUGCUCGGUCCGGCUCACGCCGUUUGCGAGAAGGGAGGGGUGUGGAGCCCCGGCGUGCCCGUGUGCGGCCGCGGGAGGUGCACCGUCGCCCCGCCUGCAGUUCCAAACACUGUCCUGCAGGGCGGCAGCGCCGCCUUCCCGGACACCGUCGUGUACAGGUGCCGGCCCGGCUACCAGCCGAGGGGGUCGCCGCACCUCUCCUGCGGGAGAGAUGGCAGGUGGGGUGAGCCGAGGAUCCGCUGCGAGCCCGUCAGCUGCGGAAAACCGCCUGCCGUUGCCCACGCUCAAGUGGAAGGAGAAGCCUAUACCUUCCCAAAGCGCGUCACGUACAGAUGUGAGGACGGGUACGAGCUGGCGACACAGACAGCGACUCUCUCCUGCCUCAGCGACGGCACGUGGUCCAAGCACAGCGUCCGCUGCCGACCCGCGCCCUGUCGCCUCCCCGCCAAUAUCUCCGUCGCCCGCCUGCUGAUCGCGGGAAGUGAGCUCACUCCCGUCGGAGGCACGGUGGCCCUCUCCUGCCCCGCCGGGUUCUACCUGCAAGGCUCAGCGCUAGCCGAGUGUCAGGUGGGUGGACGCUGGGCUCCGGGCCUGGCGACGGUUUCGUGUGAGCCGGCGGUGUGUGCAAAGCCCCCUCCUCUUUUGAACGGCGUCCGUGAGGGCGACAGCUACAACUACGGAGACGUUGUCCUGUACUCCUGCCUACCUGGCUUUGAGAUCAAGGGGGACUCUGUCCGGACCUGCCAGGCGGACAGAACUUGGAGUGGCACUCAACCAGCCUGUCUCGCACAGUCCUGCGGACCUCCCCCGACGGUCAAGAACGCAACGGUGCGGACGACGGGGGAUACGUACUCGCACAAUGCCAGCUUUGCGUGCGACGCCGGCCUGCGGCUGGUUGGCCCGGCGACGCUGGUCUGUCUGGCCGACGGCACGUGGAGCCUGCCCGUGCCUUCUUGUGAAGCCACUCGGGGCUGCGAAGGCCCCAGGCAAAUGCCGCACGGCAAGGUUCAAGAACACAACCUGAUCACUGGCCGCGCCGUGCAGUUCACCUGCGACAUAGGCUACAGCCUGGUGGGAGAAGCCUUGGUGAUGUGUAUGGGGGGCAACUGGACCUCCGCCUUCCCAACUUGCCAACCCAAAAUGUGCCCGUCUCCUCCGGGAUGGAAGGACGCCAGGACGGAGGCCCGCAAGUUUUAUGUGGGUCAGUCGGUACGGGUGAGCUGCCCUAAAGGCCAGCAAGUUCGAGGGGGCGGCAGCAUCACAUGCAGGCCCGACCAGACCUGGAGCCCCGUCACCUCCGCGUGUGAGAGGGUCUCCUGUGGCCCCCCCCUCCAUGUGGCCCACGGGUUGGUGCGGGGGGCGGUCUUCCAGUUUGGGGACGUGGCCGCAUACUCGUGUUUUGCCGGCUACGCCAUGGAGGGCGUCGGAAGGAGCCGCUGUUUGGAGAACGGCAGCUGGACGCCGCCUCCCACAUGCAGAGCUGUGUGUUGGCUGCCCUGCCAGAACGGAGGUAUGUGUCAACGGCCCAACACCUGCGCUUGUCCUGAGGGAUGGAUGGGCCGACUCUGCGAGGAGCCCAUCUGCAUCCUGCCGUGUUUGAACGGAGGCCGCUGCGUGGCUCCAUACCAGUGCGACUGUCCCACCGGUUGGACGGGCACGCGCUGCCACAGCGCUGUGUGUUCGUCACCUUGUCUGAAUGGAGGCAGAUGCAUCAGGCCAAACAGGUGUCGCUGUAGUCCAGGUUGGAGUGGACACGACUGCUCCAGGAAAAGGAGGUCAGGAUACUAUCACUUCUAAACGUUCCACCCGGCCCCCGUUUGGAGGGGACUUCUUCACAAAGCAUCUCCAGCAAAGCAAGAAACAAUUUGUAAAAUAAAGCUGUAUUUUUUCAUAUAAAGAAACAACAGUAUGGAACAUAUGCUGCUAUAUUCUUGUAAAAAUGGAUGUGUUUGUCCAGUGUAUGUAAUGUUUUGUGUUUUUCUUUUUUUUAAUUAAAGCAGAAAUGUCUGUUCAUGACUGA
Hippocampus zosterae (dwarf seahorse) is the source of this 11857-nucleotide messenger RNA. It is a transcript of the gene svep1, whose product is annotated as sushi, von Willebrand factor type A, EGF and pentraxin domain containing 1. The transcript has 51 exons. Bases 850 to 11634 code for a protein of 3594 amino acids. NCBI's taxonomy places the organism in Eukaryota, Metazoa, Chordata, Actinopteri, Syngnathiformes, Syngnathidae. The record is from RefSeq and is a predicted model, not a curated record. Gene Ontology annotation, molecular function: calcium ion binding.